Molecule: messenger RNA, 661 nt
Organism: Dendrobium catenatum
Lineage: Eukaryota; Viridiplantae; Streptophyta; Magnoliopsida; Asparagales; Orchidaceae
Product: non-specific lipid-transfer protein 1
Exons: 2
Coding region: 64-420 (118 amino acids)
Biological process (GO): lipid transport
Cellular component (GO): membrane
Molecular function (GO): lipid binding
Source: RefSeq, a predicted model, not a curated record
GAUACAUAACAAUUAUUCCAGAACGGCUAUCUUCUCCGUAAUCAUACUCAACCAGAGGCCAUCAUGUCUCCAGCUUCCGUAGUGUUGAUGCUGCUGAUCGUUGCAGCGGCCGUUACGAUUCCAAGAGGGGAAGCACAGCUUACUUGUCUCGAGGUGGUGGGCGGCUACUUCAUGGCAUGCCUCUACUUCCUAAAUUCCGGCGGUUUCUUGCCGGCAGAAUGUUGCAGAGGCCUCCGCAGCCUGGCGGAAGUAGCUCAGGCGGCGAUCGACCGCCGCAGCGCCUGCAAUUGCUUGAAGAUGCUGGUUCAGGGUGCUGCCGAAGAAGUGCUAAGGCGUGCUGGCCUUCUCCCCGAAACUUGUCAAAUUUCCGAUCUCCCCUUCGUCAUCAGCCCCAGCACCGACUGCUCCAUGGUGAUCUGAGAGCAGUUUUUUAGUGAUUACCGGUCAGUGAAGUGUGAAGUGUUUGGUGAAUCGGGUAUGCUUGAUAACAUUGAUUGUUCUUUUGGGCCAUUCUUGAAGAUAAUUGCUGUAAUUGUUGAGAAUUUUGUAAUGUUUGUCAAUAAUUCAAUAUUUGUCCUUUCCAUUUAUUUUUAUAGUUUUUGUAAUUUGUACACUCGUGUUAUUUUCAUUAUUUAAUGGGCACACUUUAGCUUCUUUUUCA